Molecule: messenger RNA, 2150 nt
Organism: Homarus americanus (American lobster)
Lineage: Eukaryota; Metazoa; Arthropoda; Malacostraca; Decapoda; Nephropidae
Exons: 5
Coding region: 27-1304 (425 amino acids)
Source: RefSeq, a predicted model, not a curated record
UUACAGUUGACACUAUUGGGCUGAAGAUGGCGUUGCGUUUUCUGCCUCUCCUAUAUCUGGCGACGGGUCUUGUGGCAGCAUUUCAGGCACACCAAGAUUGUAUGGUCAAGAACAUGAUAGUGGAGACCAACAUCAUGUUCGACUCGCUGGACUUCUACAGCCUCGUCUACCCUGGGGAACACAACUUGACGGCAAGCAUCGUCUGCCAAAGCAAGUCUGAAUACGACCUCCUGACCUUCACUACUAAUAAUGUGACACUGAAGAGGUCACGAUCCGAUAACAAUAAUGUUUACCACAGUGUCCCUCCACAAGUCAGCGGAUGGACAAGGUUUCGUCUUGGCUUGUUAAAAAUGCUCACCGUACAUGAUGGCAAUGGUGUGGCAUGGCUUCCUGACGUGUCUCUCAACUGCACCGUUUCAGAAGUUACCAUCAAGAACGGUAAUCUCACCGGGCAAUGUUCCUCCAACAACCCCACAUGGCAGGUCAGAGGCAACCAGGCGGUGGACAUUCUUUUUGUCAAUCCUAUGGAUAACCUGAACUUUGGUGAGAAGAUUACAGAUUUAACGCUAUUCUCAAUGAAGAACUACAGGCCGUCGUUCAACGUGUGCGGUGCAGAGCUCAAGCUGGGUAUCAGGAAUGGGUCGCUAGCGAUGAGUACGGGAGCUCCCCCUGAACCAUUACCACCUGGCAGUCUCCGUCUCGCCCUCACCCUCCUCCACCAGAACGACCAGACCAUCCUCAAGGUUGAGAACGAGGGCAUGGAGUUGGUGUCAACCAAGCUGUCGUGUGACCCAAGACGCAUCAGAGUGCGAGGUAGCAUAUCUGACGGUAAAGCCGAUGUACUUCUGCUGGUACAACACCUUCAUCCAUAUUCAGUGGUUUCAACGGGUAAAGAUGACGACAGUUGCUGGUCAACAAGUGCGGUGGUGGGGAUAUUGGUAGCCUCCAUAAUCAUAAUUCUUCUGGUGAAUCUUCCAAUUCGCUUCAUCAUUUUCCCCAAGUGUGGUCAUCAACAUAUCACCAGACGCAAUCAACAAAUCAGCAGACGUCGCCCCACCCGAAGACUCGCACAGUCCUCACCUCCUGUGCCAUCCUACAUGGAGCCUACAAACAUUGUUAUCACACCUGAGAAGCCAGAACCAAAGACCCACUUAAUCGUCCUGCAUUCCUGCUCGGAUUCGUCCCACGGUGAGCCUAUUUAUGAGGAGGUCGGUGAGGUGAUGAACAUGAACAGUCUCUGUGAGUAUAUGGACACCAAUGCCGAGUCCUGUAUGGAGUCGGCUUCUUCCUCAGAUGAUAAUUAAAUAUGAAGAUUGUUUCCUAAGGUGUCAGGACCGUAUCCUGAGCAUGAGAAUGGGGGAGUUACAGUGUUGGACAAAAUACGCGAUAGACAUAUAUUCAUGAUUCUGAAGCUAAUGUACUGUUUUAAUCACAAUCAUUCAUUGACUCCAACCUCGUCACGGAGCUCACAGUUUAUAAAUCAAGAAUAUAAUCUAUAAACAUAUGACUUUUUUCUGGGACAACCAAAUUUUAGACCUCCCCCCCCCCUUUCCCCUGGUUACGGUCGUUAUUAUAAUACUUGCAUAAGAACUACAGAACCUUUUACAGAGAAAGAACAAAGAGGUUUUACAAAAGAAGUGGGUGUAUUGAUAUAACAUUUGGGCAAGAAAACAACAGAAAGGAGUAUUUGUUCUAUUUCUUGACUAAUAUUGUCAACAGAGACAGAUUAAGAAUGAUUUGGGCCCCUUCGCUACUCGUGUUGAUAUCUGCAGUAAAAUAACAUUGGCGGGUUAACCGAUAAGACCAAAGUGUGCAGAAAGAUCUCUGCGAGCUUCAAGACGAAGAAAUGGCUGGCAAGAUUCAAUUUAACACGAAGUGUAAGAGGCUGCACCUGGGACGAACCAACGGUAAAGAAGCGUAUCAUAUGUCCCAAUGGGAGGAAGAAACUGCAUUAAUAAAGACAAUGCGAAAAGGACCUAGGUGUGUUGUUGACAAUGAAGUGAAUUUCACGGGUCAUUGUGAGAAGAUGAACCAAGAAAUUAAAUUAUUAGGUCUUAUAACAACGUCGUUAGAUAUCGAGGCCGUCCCUCGUAACGAACUUCAUGAGUGAGGUGCUUCCCCACCUGGAGUACUGUUACCCCGUCUGGUCC